This is a messenger RNA of Tilletiopsis washingtonensis, 2590 nucleotides long. RefSeq lists its product as hypothetical. Gene Ontology annotation, cellular component: membrane. Gene Ontology annotation, molecular function: transmembrane transporter activity. NCBI's taxonomy places the organism in Eukaryota, Fungi, Basidiomycota, Exobasidiomycetes, Entylomatales. Bases 71 to 2440 code for a protein of 789 amino acids. The record is from RefSeq and is a predicted model, not a curated record. The transcript has 3 exons. Gene Ontology annotation, biological process: transmembrane transport.
GCCCAUCCAGCGCUGCUCGCGCCUUGCUUGCUCUCCACACUCUCCUCUGUCAAGGCACGUCCAUUCCAGCAUGCCGCGCUCCUCGUCGCCGCCUCGAGGCACCGGCUCCUCGGAGCGCACGCCUCUUCUGCGCCAUUCCUCCGCCUCGCCCUCGCGCUCGCCUGGCGUCUCCACGCCCGCCAAGCGGCCCUCCAACGAUGCCUAUCUCUCGCACAUCGCCACGCUGCCCUUCUACCGGCGCCCCUCGGGCCUCUGGCUGCCGCCCGCCAUCUUCCUCCUCGCCGCAGCCGGCGGCAUCGUCAUGGCGCCGCGCCAGGAGCUCAUCACGCAGCUGCUGUGCCACGAGAUGGGCCUGGAUGUGCGCCAGGGCGGGCAGGGCAGCAGCGGCAGCGCGGUGGCAGAGAUGAGCGUGGCAGAGGGGCGCGCAGAGGAGAGGUGGCAGACGCCGAGGUAUACGCUGCAGCAGCAACAACAGGCGCCACUAUUGUCCUCCUCUGCACCGGCGUCACUGCUCUCCUCCUCUGCACCGGCGUCACUGCUCUCCUCCUCUGCACCGGCGUCACUGCUCUCCUCCUCUGCACCGGCGCCCUCUUCGCUCCAAUACUUCGCCUCCAGUAGCACCACCGUCGGCGUGCCGAUGCACGAGCACUGCCGCACCAUUCCCGCCGUGCAGAGCGCCAUGGCGGCGCUCUUUCUGCGCAUCGAGCUGGCCAUGGGCCUCGUGGCCGUGGCGGGCACGGGCUUCUGGGGUGCCCUCUCGGACCGCAUCGGCCGCGUGCCCGUGCUGCGCAUGAGCAUCUUUGGCUUUCUCGUCGCCGACGCCUGCUACAUUCUCCUCACCCACGUGCCCAUCGAGCGCGUGCCCGGCGGCACAAACUUUCUCAUAAUCGGCGCCCUCAUCCAGGGCAUCUUCGGCGGCUUUGCCACGCUGGCCGCCGCCAACCAGGCAUACGUGGCAGACGUCAGCCCGCCGGGCUCCAAGAGCAAGAUUCUCAGCAUCAUCUCCGGCGUCCUCUUCCUCGGCUAUGGCUCGGGCUCCGUGCUCGGCGGCUUCAUCGCCAAGCACACCGGCUCGCUCGCCAUGCCCUUCUACGUCGCCCUCGCCUCGCACGGCACCUACUUCCUCUUCGUCGCCUUCAUUCUGCCCGAGUCGCUCUCGAAGGAACGCAUGCUGGAGGCCAAGCACGACGCCGAGGCGGCAGCAAAAGGCGAAGAUCGCGACGGCAAUCCGUUGCCGGGCGUCAGCGGCGCAAAGUGGCGUCGCAACCGCCUCUUCGUGCUGCUCGCCAUGCCCUUUCAACCCCUCGUCAUGCUGCUGCCCAAGCGUCGCUGCGUCGAAGAUUCCGACACGUCUGCUGCGCCGCAAAACGAAGCCGCCGCCUCGCACAUUUCCGUCUCGCACGUCUCGACGGCGCGCUCGGCGUCCAAGCUCGACUGGAACCUGACGCUGCUGUCGCUCGCCUACUUCAUCGAGGCGACGAUGAUUGGCGUGCUGACGCCCAAAGUCUCGUAUGCGCAGUUCAUGUUCAACUGGGGCCCGCCGCAGCUCGGCCUGCUCAUUACGUUUGGCAGCGUCGCACGAGUGCUCUGCCUGACGGCCGUGGUGCCGCUGUUCAUCAAGCUCAUGCAUCGGCCGAAGAAGACGAUCUCGCUGCCGCAGGACGAGGGUGAUGAAGUGGUGCUUGACGAUGCAGGCAAUCCUCGCAACGCCAAGAAGUCUUCUUCGUCUUCUUCCACCAACGACGAGCGCGUCGCAUUCGCAGAACGCGACACUUCCUAUCUCUCCUCCUCGGCGGCGCCCGAGGAGCUGCACGGCGGCCGCGCCGACUCGCGCGAGCUGUGGCGCAUCCGCGCAAAGCACAUUCGCCUGCUGCAUGACUCGCACUUCGACCGGCGCCUCGCGCUCGGCAGCAUCGCCGUCGACGCGCUCUGCUACACGGCCCUCGCCGCCACGCACGGACAGGGACCCGUGCCGUUCGUCCUCUUCAGCUUUUUGGUCUCGCUUGGCGGAGCGGCGCCGAGUGCGAUGAGCUCACUGGCUCUUGCCCUGCUCGACCACGAGAACGACGCAGGCAAGCUCUUUGCAGCCUGGGCCGUGCUCAACGCACUGGCAUCGGCCAUCUUAGGACCCUCCAUCUUCCUGCCUCUCUUCGAAUACACGACCGAGACUUUGCCUCAGGCCAUCUUCAUCCUCGGCGCUUGCAUCUUCGCGACGUCCUUCUCCAUCCUCAUCUUCGUGCGCGUGCGGCCCACACGCUCCUUGCCUGCGCUUCCGGCGCGUCCAGAAGGCGGCGAAGACGACGAGGAGCAGCCGUCGUCUGCCGCCGCUGCUGCCGCGCAGGGAGAAGGCGCAGAUGGCGAUGCAAGCACGCGAAGUCGAUGGCGCAUGCGUCCGCUCAAUCCCUUUCGAUCGACCAGCCAUGGACCGGGAGAACACUGAGCUUUUGUCUGGCAGCGGAGAAGGGCGCGCACAAGGAUGAAGCAGGAAGGAGCCAGUUUGACGCACGCAUUCAUGUAACAGUAGAGCAUCGGUUCGACAUUCGCCUCACGCCCCGCAAUACAUGAGGCUCUCUCGCAGGCGACUGCAUGG